Hevea brasiliensis (rubber tree) is the source of this 1324-nucleotide messenger RNA. RefSeq names its product 1-aminocyclopropane-1-carboxylate oxidase-like. The record is from RefSeq and is a predicted model, not a curated record. The transcript is spliced from 3 exons. Bases 86 to 1021 code for a protein of 311 amino acids. NCBI's taxonomy places the organism in Eukaryota, Viridiplantae, Streptophyta, Magnoliopsida, Malpighiales, Euphorbiaceae.
GAAGUAAACUUACAGCCUAGCACACUCUAAAAGACUCUCUCUUUCUCUCUCUCUCUCUCAGCUUUAUUUGUGUUUCUUUGCUUCAAUGGCAAUUCCAGUGAUUGAUUUCUCUAAGGUGAAUGGUUCUGGUAAGGAGAGAGCCGAGACAAUGGCUCAGAUCGCUAAUGGGUGCGAGGAAUGGGGGUUCUUCCAGCUGGUGAACCAUGGAAUUCCAGAGGAGCUCCUGGAGAGGGUGAAGAAGGUGAGCUCAGAGUGCUAUAAGCUGGAAAGGAAUGAAAAUUUCAAGAGCUCGAAACUGAUGAACUCGUUGAAGGAUUUGGCAGAGAAGAAAAAUGGUGAGAAAUUGGAGAAUGUGGACUGGGAAGAUGUCUUCAUUCUCCUGGAUGAUAACCAGUGGCCAUCAGAAACUCCUGGAUUCAAAGAAACCAUGGCUGAAUACCGAGCUGAACUGAAGAAAUUAGCUGAGAGGGUCAUGGAAGUAAUGGAUGAGAACUUGGGCUUACACAAAGGAUACAUCAAGAAGGCAUUCAAUGGUGGAGAAGGAGACAAUGCCUUUUUUGGUACAAAGGUAAGCCACUAUCCACCAUGUCCUCAUCCUGAGCUAGUAAACGGCCUUCGAGCUCACACAGAUGCUGGAGGUGUCAUCUUACUCUUCCAAGAUGAUGAAGUGGGAGGUCUUCAAAUCCUCAAGGAUGGGCAAUGGAUUGAUGUCCAGCCUCUGAAAAACGCCAUCGUCAUAAACACUGGUGAUCAGAUUGAGGUCCUAAGCAAUGGCAGGUACAAGAGUACCUGGCACCGGGUUCUGGCCACCCCUAACGGGAACAGAAGGUCAAUUGCUUCAUUCUAUAACCCAUCUCUCAAAGCCACCAUAGCUCCUGCACCAGAACUGGUGGAGAAAGCUAACCAGGAGAUGAAUCGUCAAGAAUACCCCAAGUUUGUGUUUGGUGAUUACAUGUCAGUUUAUGCAGAGCAGAAGUUCCUCCCCAAGGAACCUAGAUUCCAAGCUGUGAGGGCUGUGUGAACAAUUUCAAUUUUAGAAGAUUACACCUAUUUAGUUCAUUUUCUCAAUUUUCCAUUAAUUUAUAGUUUAUGGGUGAUAGUAACAGGUUUGCCUCAAGGCACGUGAAAGCUUCUUUCUCUCUAAACUAUGCAGGCGAAGGAGAGGAAAGAAAGCUGGGUAUCAGUGUGUUUGCUUUAGAUUGCUUUUUUCUUUUCUUUGUUAUGUAAUGACUGGGUCAUUGAUGCUUGCUAAGGUUUUUGCUUUGUGCAAUAGUAUCAUAUUAUUGAACUCUACUUCUAUGAAACGAUUAGUUCUUCCUCUUUA